UUAUUGAAUCACCUAUUAUUACUAAAAAGUGUAAUGUUCUAUUGAAUUCAUAUAUACCAGAUAAUUUAGAAAGUUGUUCAUUUAUUGCUAUAGUUUCAAAAAGAAUUCAUAAUCACUUACCCUUUCCUUCUGUAACUACACCAUCUAAUAUUUUGGAGCAACUUAAUGAAAUUAUUAAACAUGAAGAUACAUUUAAUCUUACACAAUAUGAUACUUCUUAUAUUAGAAAUAUUCAUAUUUCUGAUGAUGGAAAAAUUUUUAUUGUUUAUAUGACUAAGCAGCAAUUUAUAAAAUUUCAAAAUUUAAAAUAUUUUGAAAUUAAUGCUACUUUUAAAUGCGUUAAUACAACAAUUAAUAAAAAUACUAUUAAGGAAUGGGAAAUAACUUCCUAUGUUAAAAGUAUUAAUAAAAUUUUUACUAAUGUAAAAACUUCUGAUGCAUAUAAACAUAUAUUUUAUAAAGUAUUUUCUACUAUUGAAAAGGAUAAUGGAAAACAAAUUGAAUUUAGUUAUUUAAAUUCAAAUUCUAAUGGUAUAGGUUGCAUUAUAGCUGAUGCUCAUAAAGGUCAAGCCAUUAGUCUUAGUAAGUUUUUACAUGAAAGAUAUCCAAGUAUGUAUAUUAAAGAACACCUUAUGCAUAUUUAUAAAAUAUGUAUUGUAUAUUAUCAUAGAUUUGUAAUCAUCAGAAGAUCAUAUAAGAAAUCUUCGGCAAUCAUUUCAUUAAAAAUGACAUUAUAUACAAAGAUCAUCAAAUAUUAA
This is a messenger RNA of Funneliformis geosporum, 758 nucleotides long. Lineage: Eukaryota; Fungi; Glomeromycota; Glomeromycetes; Glomerales; Glomeraceae. The record is from the annotation of a GenBank genome assembly.